AUGGCGACCAUUGAAGCUCCUGCAGUGCGUGCUGCUGCAUUGUCCACGUGUCAGUCUGGUCUGUCCGCGUCCAGCUCACGGCGAACCGUGGGAUGGCAGCCCGUGAGCCACUCCGCUAGUUUUAACAAGCUCGCGAAGAGCGUUCGCGGGACCUCGAAGAUUAGGGCAGUAGCGGAGAUCAAACCAGCGGCUGCUGACUCAGUAAAGAUGAAGGAUCUUGCCCGCCCUGACUCGUUCGGCCGUUAUGGCCAGUUUGGCGGCAAGUACGUUCCCGAGACCCUCAUGGCCGCGUUGGAUAAUCUCGAGAAGGUUUAUAACGAGACAGUCCAGGAUCCCGCUUUCCAGGCGGAGUUCCACUCGAUCCUCAAGGACUACGUGGGUCGCGAGUCGCCGCUCUACUUCGCGGAGCGCCUCACGGAGCACUACUCGCGCCUCGACCCCGCAGAUCCCUCGCGCCGCGUCGGCCCGCACGUGUACCUCAAGCGGGAGGAUCUGAACCACACGGGCGCGCACAAGAUCAACAACGCCAUUGGUCAGGUGCUCCUGGCGAAGCGCAUCGGCAAGAAGCGCAUCAUCGCGGAGACGGGCGCGGGGCAGCACGGCGUGGCGACGGCGACGGUGUGCGCGCGCUUCGGGCUGAACUGCAUCGUGUACAUGGGCGCGGAGGACAUGCGGCGGCAGGCGCUGAAUGUGUUCCGCAUGCGCCUCCUGGGCGCCGAGGUGCGGGCGGUGCACAGUGGCACGCGCACGCUCAAGGACGCCACGUCAGAGGCGAUCCGCGACUGGGUGACCAACGUAGACACCACGCACUACAUCCUCGGCUCUGCUGCCGGCCCCCACCCCUACCCCAUGAUCGUCCGCGACUUCCAGGCCAUCAUCGGUCGGGAGGCGAAGAAGCAAUCCUUUGAAAAGUUCGGGCGGCUGCCCGACGUUCUGGUGGCGUGUGUGGGGGGCGGGUCGAACGCCAUGGGGCUGUUCCACGAGUUCGUGGAGGACGAGGGCGUGCACAUGGUGGGCGUGGAGGCGGCGGGGCACGGCGUGCACACGGACAAGCACGCCGCCACGCUCACCGCCGGGGAGGUGGGCGUGCUGCACGGCGCCAUGAGCUACCUGCUCCAGGACAGCGAUGGGCAGAUCAUUGAACCGCACAGCAUCAGCGCCGGCCUUGACUACCCAGGAGUGGGUCCAGAGCACAGCUUCCUCAAGGACAUUGGGCGAGCAGAGUACUUCAGUGUCACUGAUGACGAGGCCCUGCAAGCAUUCAAGCGUGUGUCGCGAUUGGAAGGCAUCAUCCCCGCCCUGGAGACGUCCCAUGCGUUGGCAUACCUCGAGUACCUCUGCCCGCAGCUGGCCGAUGGCACCAAGGACAACGGCAUCAAGCGGUUGAAGCUGUUCGGCGCUGACGUGGACAUUUUGCGCGCGCUGGUGGGCACGGACAUUGAGGUGGCCGUGAUGCUGCAGAACGAGUAUCUUAAUCUCGUUGCCGGCUCGCAGAAGGAAGCGGCCAAGUGGCUCAGCAACAACGUGUCGCCCUUCGUGUUUCCCAAAGGAGCCAACAUCAGGGAGAUAGCCGUGGGGAACGAGCCGUUUCUGCAGGGCUACCAGGGCAUGUACGAGUCAGCCGUGGUGCCGGCAAUGCGAAACAUGUACAGUGCGUUACAGGACGCCAAACUAGACGACAAAAUCAAACUCACCGUGCCUCUUAACGCGGAUAUUUUGGGAAGCUCGUACCCGCCGUCCUCGGGCGAGGUUCGGGGGGAUAUUUUGGAGGAUAUUACUGCGAUUGCAGAUAUUUUGAAGCAGUCGGGUGGAACGUUCUCCAUAAAUAUCUAUCCGUUUCUGACGCUGCAUCAGGAUACGGCGGGGGAUAUAGGGUUGAACCAGGUUUUUUUGGGGCAGCCUGGCGGGCAGGCGUGGAAGUUCAAGGACCCCAAGAGCGGGCUGAAAUACGACAACAUCUUCGACGGCGCGUUUGAUGCUGUGGUGGCUGCUCUGGAGAAGAUCGGAUACGGCAAUCUUCCGAUCGAGAUCGGAGAGAUUGGGUGGCCAUCCGACGGCCAGGGUGACACGAGGGGCUACGCCACAGUGGACAACGCCUAUCGCUUCAACCAGGCCAUUUUAGCCCACAUGCUGUCAGGAAAAGGCACGCCCGCCCGCCCGAAUCAAAUCUUGAGUGGGUACCUCUUCGCGCUUUCAGACGAAGACCGGAAGAUUACUCUUGCCGGCCCGUUCGAGAGGCACUGGGGGAUUUUCCGCGCAGACGGGACCCCGAAAUACCCCUUGGAUUUAACGGGCGGCGGGAAGAAUGUCACUCUGAAAAGUGCGACGGGGAUUGUGCUGUAUCCCGGGCGGUGGUGUGUGGCUAAGGAGGGUGCAGACCCCCAGAAAUUGGCAGAUGCGGUGACGUACGCUUGCGGGGAUACGAAGCCUUCGGAUUGCACGCCUGCACAGGUUGGAGGGUCGUGUUACUUUAAUGGGAGCACAGCAAAGGUUGCGACCUAUGCGUUUAAUAGCUAUUUCCAGCUGAAUAACCAGUCAGGUGGGGCAUGUGACUUCAAGGGGGUGGCUGAAGUGCAACUGGAGUCGUUAUUCAAGCUGGGGAAGAAGCUCGGCCAGGGCCAGUUCGGCGUAACGUUUCUCUGCACGGAGAAAGCCACGGGGAAGGAGUACGCGUGCAAGACCAUUGCAAAGAAGAAGCUUAUAUCGAGGGAGGAUGUGGAGGACGUGAAACGCGAGGUGGCGAUUAUGCAUCACCUGGCGGGCCAUGGCAACAUAGUGUGCAUCAAGGGAGCGUACGAGGAUCACUUGAAUGUGCACAUUGUCAUGGAGCUCUGCACGGGAGGCGAGCUGUUCGAGCGCAUUAUUAAAAAGGGCCACUACAGUGAACGGCAGGCCGCGGAGCUAACGCGGUCGAUCGCGAAGGUGAUAGAGGCUUGCCACUCGCUGGGCGUGAUCCACCGCGACCUCAAGCCGGAGAACUUCCUCUUCGCCAGCAAGUCCGAGACCGCCGACCUCAAGGCCACCGACUUCGGCCUCUCCUACUUCUUCAAGCCAGGCGAGUACCUGUCGGACGUGGUGGGCAGCCCGUACUACGUGGCGCCGGAGGUGCUGCGGCGGCGGUACAACGAGAAGGCGGACGUGUGGAGCAUGGGCGUCAUCAUCUACAUCCUGCUCUCCGGCGUGCCACCCUUCUGGGCAGAGACGGAGCAGGGUAUCUUCGAGGCGGUGCUGCGGGGCGAGCUGGACUUUGAGUCGGACCCGUGGCCGUCCAUCAGCGAGGACUCCAAGGACCUCAUCCGCCACAUGUGCUGCCUCGACCCGAAGAAGCGCUACUCCGCUUAUGAUGUGCUGUGCCACCCGUGGGUGGCCAAGGAUGGCGUCGCACCCGACAAGCCGCUGGGCUCGGCCGUGCUUUCUAGGCUGAAGCAGUUCACGGCGAUGAACAAGCUGAAGAAGAUGGCGCUGCGGGUGAUCGCAGAGAGCAUGUCGGAGGAGGAGAUCUCGGGACUCAAGGAGACGUUCAAGAUGAUGGACACCGAUGGCAGCGGCACCAUCACGUAUGAGGAGCUGCGCGCCGGGCUCAAGAGGAUCGGGUCUACGCUCAAUGACAUGGAGAUUAAGGAACUCAUGGAUGCGGCUGACAUUGACGGCAAUGGAACCAUCGAUUAUGGCGAGUUCCUGGCAGCGACGGUGCAGCUGAACAAGAUCGAGCGCGAGGAGACGCUGUUUGCCGCCUUCUCCUACUUUGACAAGGACUCGUCCGGCUUCAUCUCCACUGAUGAGCUGCAGGACGCGUGCCGCGAGUACGGCGUCGAUGAGGAGUGCAUCGUUGAGACCAUGCGCGACGUUGACACUAACAAUGAUGGCAUCAUUGACUAUAACGAGUUUGUUGCCAUGAUGAGGCAAGGGAACGGAGGGAUUGGCAGGAAGAGUCUGGGCGGCAGCUGGACCAGUGGCAAUCUCUUCCGGGACCUUGUGUCUGCCGGCCAAAAGGCCGGCCCCAACUCACCCCUGGCUUCCGUACAACCGUGA
Molecule: messenger RNA, 4032 nt
Organism: Closterium sp. Naga37s-1
Lineage: Eukaryota; Viridiplantae; Streptophyta; Zygnematophyceae; Desmidiales; Closteriaceae
Source: the annotation of a GenBank genome assembly